Molecule: messenger RNA, 1308 nt
Organism: Diabrotica balteata
Lineage: Eukaryota; Metazoa; Arthropoda; Insecta; Coleoptera; Chrysomelidae
Source: the annotation of a GenBank genome assembly
AUGAGACCACGAAAAACCCCAUCCCAGCUUCGACAGACCCACACCCACCACCCCCCUCCAGGACACUUCCCCAAACACCCAAGAAAGAGACCACACCCCAACCAGGCCACAGACAAGGCACCCCAAGGCACAGACGCGCCACCAACCCACCCCCCCCCCCCUCCCACCAAGAAGCCCAACCCACCAUCCCCCCCCAGACCCACCCAAGACCCCCCCAGGACCCAGCCACACUCCAGCACCAACCCACCACCCAGGCACCCCCCCCCCCCCAGCCCCUGCCCCCCCACCCCCACCAGCCCCCCAGCCCCACCCCACCCAGAAGACAGACCAGCCCACACCACCUCCCCCACCCCCAGCAACAAAGGACAGGACCCACAACCUCACCCCAGCCACCAGACCACCACAGACACCAAGACCUCCCACCCCCAAGACACCACCACUCAGGCUCCCCCCAAUAUCCCUACCCUCAGACACCCCACCAGAACCCCAAGAACCCCACACCCCCAGCGAACAAGGACUCCAACCCCCCCCACAGCCCACACCCCCAGACCCAAGACCCCAAGGACCACACCUCCCUCCCGCCACCCAAGACACAGACACCCCCCCAGCUACCCCCCCCACCACCAACCUCACAUAACACCCCCCUUACACCCCCCAGCCCCAGCCCACAUGCCCUCUCCAGACCAACCCCCACCCCCCCAGACCCAGGUCACACAGACCAACAUGACUCCACCCAACCCCACAUACACCACAGCCCCACCCAACAAAGAAGAGCCCCCUCUGACUACCCCCACCCCCCGACACCCCCAGACCCCCACCCUAGACCCACCCCAGACACCCCCCCCACAGCCCCCACCCCACACAACCCACACCACACCCACCCAAACCCCCCCCAACAAAGCAGACAGACCCCACCAGCCCCCCCAGGGAGGACCACCCCUCACCAGAACCCAACAACCACAACAUAGAACCCUCCCACCCACAAGACUACAAACCCACAUCCAGCCCCCCCCAAGACAGAACCUGAAGACCAAGGACCUGAUCCAGGAUCCCCACAGACACCAGACCACCAACACCACAUAUCCCUAUGCCCCACCAGCCCAAGAACCACCCACGCCAGCACAGGCCCCACCAGGCCAACCACACAGUUCCCCACAACCCACCCCACAGACCCAGGCCACCAGAUCCACAGCACCAGACAGACUCCACCAACCAAGACCACCAGCCCCCCACCCACCACACAACAACACCAAGACCACCAGCAGAGACAGACCCCCACCAGGCCAGCACCAGCAAGACAGACACUGA